Molecule: messenger RNA, 3299 nt
Organism: Lucilia sericata (common green bottle fly)
Lineage: Eukaryota; Metazoa; Arthropoda; Insecta; Diptera; Calliphoridae
Product: zinc finger protein interacting with ribonucleoprotein K-like
Exons: 4
Coding region: 147-1979 (610 amino acids)
Biological process (GO): regulation of transcription by RNA polymerase II
Cellular component (GO): nucleus
Molecular function (GO): RNA polymerase II cis-regulatory region sequence-specific DNA binding; DNA-binding transcription factor activity, RNA polymerase II-specific
Source: RefSeq, a predicted model, not a curated record
ACUGACACUACGAAUGAGCAAAGAAUUGAAUGUCAAAAUAGCUUGGUUUUUUUCAGACAACAAAAAAUAUUGUAGAUAUUUGCAGUAAACGGUAUAGAAAAUAUUUUGUUGAGAAAAUUAAUUAAUUGAAAAAAAGUAAUAAUAAAAUGAUUCUCUGUGGAAAUGUAUUUUUGGAUGAAUUGAAGGAUACAUUUAUUCUAUGCUGUGUAUUGUGCAAAAAGAAAUCUCGGCGUUACAAUGAUUUUACAAGUCACGUAAAAGCGAAGCAUAAAGAACUCAAUGAAAAGGGAGCUGCACCAUCACGGCAGAUUGUAAGAAAAAUUAAAGAUGAAGACGAUAGUGAUGACGAUGAAGACGAAUGCCAAGACGAGAAUGAAGAACAAAAGCCAGAUGUUGAAGUUAAGGAUGAAAUGGAUGUUGAUCCACACGAGGAGUUUAUUGAUGAUAUUAAGUAUGACGUUCAGGAAAUUGAGCCUUUUAUUGACCCUAUAUUGGCUUUAGAGGAAAAGGAGAGUGCAGAUGCAACAGAUGUAUUGGAUGCUUUAGAUUCAGAUGUAAAGGAUGAAGAUUAUAUGGCUGAUGAACUAGAUAAUGAUGAUUCUGAUGACGAAGAUUAUCGUGAUGAGGACAAUGAUAAUGCCGCAGAUUCCGAGUCCGAUGAUAACGAACUUCCAAUAUCCACAGACAAAUUUACUCCAACAUUUUAUCGUAAAAAACGACAUGUAAACGAUUUCAUUGAAUUGUACAAAAGCCAACCUGUUCUGUGGGAUAUUAAUGAUCCUUUAUUUGAAAAUCCAAAAGCACAAAAAGAAGCCGAACAGGCCAUUAUAAAUGGCAUGCAGAAGUUCAAUAUAUUCCUGAAGCCAACUGGAUUAAAAUCAGCAAUAAACCAGAUACACAAAUAUUGUGUCAUAAUUAAAUCUGAUUUGGACAAUGGUGAUACCAAAAAAGUUACAUCUAUUGCAAAAGGUUAUUAUGAGAAAUGUGAUUUUCUGAAAGAUCUGCUAGCUAAAAAGGCCAUACCAGAAGGAGAUAAACAGAACAAACCAUUAACGCUCAAACAAUGGGAUGACAAUACUUCGAAAUUCAUCGAUGCUUACGCAAAAUUCCCCCUUCUAUACGACGGAGAGCAUCCAUUGUAUGGUAAUUUCGAGGAAGUACAAAAAGCUAAUAACGAUCUAACAAAUGCACUUUUAACUGAACAUAAUAUCGAUUUUAAAGAAGAAACACUGUCCUCGGCAAUAAAUCAGUUGCAUUCUUGGUAUUACGAUGCCAAGCAGCGCAAGGGAAAACAAAAUAGAUUGAAAAAGGACGAAGAGGAAUAUUUCAAAAAGUGUAACUUUUUACCAGCAAGACGUUUAAAAACGAAAUUUUAUUGUCAUGUUUGUAAGAAAAACUUCAAAAUGGAACACAAUCUAAAGGGUCAUCUCUUUAGAUAUCAUCAGAUAGGCGACCUACCCUUCCAAUGCGAGCAAUGUGGAAAGAAAUUUGAAAUCAAAUCCACACUGCAAACACACAUUCAAAGAAUGCACGUCAGUAGAAAAUUCCCGUGCGGUUUCUGUGGAAAACUCUUUGCCAUAAAAUCGGAGCUAAAAGUUCACAACAUGGUUCAUACGGCGGAAAAGCCACAUGUCUGCGAACUAUGCGGAAAAGCUUUUAGAAUAAAAACUCAAUUACGCUACCAUGUGACUGCAAUACACACCAAGAUUCGUGCCUAUAAAUGCACUAUGUGUCCCAAGGAUUUCCUUAAGAAGCGCGACUUGACCGAUCACAUCAAAACGCACCUAAAUAUACGCGACAAGAUAUGCGAAACGUGUGGAAAGGGCUUUUCGAACAGUCAUUCGUUAAUUAGACAUCGUCAGAUACAUUCGGAAGUAAAGCGAUAUGCCUGCAAAUUAUGUGAUGCUAAAUUUCACCAGUUUGUUGGUCUAAACGGUCAUAUGAAACGUACGCAUAAUAUUGUAAAAAAAGAUUCAUAAUCGAAUGAAAUUUCAUUGUAAAAAAUACACUUAUCAACUAAAAUAAAGACGUAUAUUCAUAAUAAAUAAUUAUCCAAUAAGAAGAGUAAUAAUUGCAUUUUAAUCGUUACAUUUGGUUUAACAUUUUAAUAAUCAAUCUCCCCUCAUAUUUAAUCUAGUCUUUACUUAUUUUUUUUAAAUGUCGUUUUAAGUUAUUAUAUAUUCUUUAAAAUCAGCAAUUAUUUUACAACUAUUAUUUCCUUUUAUUGUCUUUAUUUUCCUUAAUAAAAAAACAGGAACUUAAUAAAAAACAGGAACGUAACAAGAACCGGGAACAGAACCAAAAUCUAUUAAAUUUUAAAAAGUUGGAUGGGAACACAUUAAUGUUCAUAGAUACUUAUGAAAAAUUUCCUCAACUAUAUGAUGGAAAUCAUCCUUUGUACGAAAAUGUUGAAGAAAAAUUGAAAUCUUUAACUGAAUUUGCAGAUCAACUUUUACUCUAUAAUGGUUUAAAUUUCUCAAUUCAAAAUCUAUCUAUCGCCAUCAGACAAUUACAGUCGUGGUAUUAUCAUUCUAAGACACGCAACGAAAACCAAAAGAAAAAAUUAAAUGACCACGAAAUGGAAUACUUCAGAAAAUGUUCAUUUUUCCCUCCAAAGCGCCUAAUUGAUAAAUACUUUUGCACAAUUUGUAAACAACAAUUUACUUUGAAAAGUAGUUUGGACGGCCAUCUCUUCAGACACCAUCAAAUCGGCGAUUUGUCCUUUGAGUGCGAUAAAUGUGGCAGAAAAUAUGCACAAAAAAAUAUACUUCGAGAGCAUGUGCAACGAAUGCACGGCAGCAAAGAAUUUUCCUGCGGUUUCUGUGGAAAACUCUUUGCCAUAAAAUCGGAGCUAAAAGUUCACACUAUGGUACAUACGGCUGAAAAGCCACAUGUAUGCGAACUGUGCGGAAAAGCUUUUAGAAUAAAGACUCAACUACGCUACCAUGUGACAGCAAUACACACCAAGAUUCGUGCCUAUAAAUGCACCAUGUGUCCCAAGGAUUUCCUUAAGAAGCGUGACUUGACCGAUCACAUUAAAACGCACUUAAAUAUCCGGGACAAGGUAUGCGAAACGUGUGGAAAGGGCUUUUCGAAUAACCAUUCGUUAAUACGACAUCGUCAGAUACAUUCGGAAGUAAAGCGAUAUGCCUGCAAAUUAUGCGAUGCUAAAUAUCACCAGUUUGUUGGCCUAAACAGUCACAUGAAACGUACGCAUAACAUUGUAAAAAAAGAUUCAUUUUCGAAUGAAAUUUCAUUGUAAAAUUAUACUUCUUAAUUAAAAUAAAGACGAAUAUAAU